AUGGGGUUGCUACUUGACGAUGAGGACUACGUUCCCCCGCGCAAGGCUACGCGGGUUGAACAUCACACACAAACAGCGACAGCAAGGGACAGGGAGGAAACGGAGGUGACUCAGCAGGAGAGCGAGGAGGGACACAUUUCCAGCAGAGGCAUCAAUACUAUCGGAGAGUUCUCGGCCCCGCUUGAGAUUCCGCUCCGUGGUGGAAAUGGUAUGGAGAAGAUGGCAGCCUUUGCGUUUGGGGCGGAGCGAGCGUCUGUGAAGCUUGUGGACGCCUCUCCACGUCAACUCCGAGGACGUUCCGGGUUCACGCCGUCGCAGGUUUCACUUAAUUUUUCGGAUGGACAAAACAAUUCACCAAAGACGGUUGCUAAAUGCGUCGUGGACGUCUCGCAGGAUAUUUGUAGUACGCCCGAAGACAUGCGGAAUACCUCGUCAAGCACGCCAAUGACACAGGGGGCGUAUUCCACUUCCUUUGGCACACUCGGUGGCCCGCCGCGCUCUGCGGUUCUUGCAAGCCCUGUUUCUCGCACGUUGUUUGCUGACGUUGUUAAGAACACUGACACCCCCCCGGCUGUGACGACGGGGGCGAAGAAUGGUGAGGCAGCACCGAAGCCACGAGUCCAGAUGAAGCUUUCCGAUUUCUUUACGAAGAUGGCGUGCACGAAGAAAUGA
Trypanosoma rangeli is the source of this 672-nucleotide messenger RNA. RefSeq lists its product as uncharacterized. The coding region runs from base 1 to 672 and encodes 223 amino acids. The record is from RefSeq and is a predicted model, not a curated record. The transcript has a single exon. Lineage: Eukaryota; Euglenozoa; Kinetoplastea; Trypanosomatida; Trypanosomatidae.